Molecule: messenger RNA, 2732 nt
Organism: Cynoglossus semilaevis (tongue sole)
Lineage: Eukaryota; Metazoa; Chordata; Actinopteri; Pleuronectiformes; Cynoglossidae
Product: protocadherin alpha-8-like
Exons: 1
Coding region: 313-2679 (788 amino acids)
Biological process (GO): homophilic cell-cell adhesion
Cellular component (GO): plasma membrane
Molecular function (GO): calcium ion binding
Source: RefSeq, a predicted model, not a curated record
CGAUCGAAAUAAAACCCAUUAAACAGGACCAGUAAUAUUCACAUUAGUAGUAUUUUGAAGUUUCGAAUAAGACUUUUGUUACUCAAGUCUUUACCAGUUUUAUCCACUGGGUGUCACUGUAUAAUAGUGAGACCAAAACCAUAUUUAUCCCACCCCUCAGAGCCAUUGUUUGUCCUCUAUGCGAAGAAAGAAGUCAUUUUUUCGGCACACGGGCGGUUGAUAUCAAGUCUGUGUUCUUUAAAUAUGGAAUAAGGACUGACAUACGUGUAUUUGAUUGUUGUUACUUCCUUGAGACGUACAUUUUGUACAGGGAUGGAACCGGGUGGAAAGCUGAGGAACUGCUCCGGGUGCCUGUGGUUUUUAGCGCUACAGCUGCUUUUCGGAAAAUAUGUUUUUGCGCAAAUACGAUACUCUAUUCCCGAGGAGGUCAAGGGUGGAACAGUUGUUGGAAAUGCUGCGAAGGAUCUUGGUUUGGACAUCACUUCGUUGACUGAUCGUCGGUUUCGUGUCGUGUCUGAUAGUAAGGACGCUAUUUUCGACGUACAUCAGAAUAAUGGAGCUCUGUAUGUCAGUGGCCACAUCGACAGAGAGCAGCUCUGUCAAGGCAGCGGCGCUUGCCUAAUAGAGCUCAAAAUCCUUGUAGAAAACCCUCUCGAAAUUCAUUACGUAGUUGUAGAAAUUACUGAUGUGAACGAUCAUUCUCCCAGUUUCACAGAAAAGGAGCAGACAUUUGAAAUAGCAGAGCACACGUUGCCAGGCAAGCGAUUUCAACUGCACACUGCUUAUGACCCCGACGCUGGAGUAAAUUCAAUUCGUACGUACACGUUGACUUCGAAUGAACACUUCGAAAUAAAUGUCCGUCAAAACGAUGCAGGAAAAAUACCAUUUUUGGUGCUUAGAAAGAUGUUAGACAGAGAACAAAGGAAAACACACACGCUACUGGUUACUGCCAUCGACGGAGGCAAACCUCCACGAUCAGGCACGCUGAAUGUCACGAUUAUUGUACUUGAUAGUAAUGAUAACCGCCCAGUAUUUAGUCAGGAGGCCUACGAAAUUUCGAUCCAGGAGAAUGUUCCUCUAGGUACCUCUGUGUUGAAAAUUAAUGCCACAGAUGCAGACGGGGGCAGUAAUGGAGAAGUUGAGUACAGACUUGGGAAAACCCUGUUGCGACAGAUGUAUGAUAUUUUUGAAUUGGACAGAUUUUCUGGCGAGAUUAGAAUAAAGGGUCCAGUAGACUAUGAAGAAAGGGAUCUAUACGAAUUAGAUGUGGAGGCGUCCGAUAAAGGAACCCCUCCACUGACAGGCGAGUGCAGGAUUAUUAUAAAAAUAAAUGACAUUAAUGAUAAUGCGCCAGAAAUAGAAGUGACAUCUCUGUCAAAUACAGUGUCAGAAGACUCAAAGCCCGGUACAGUUAUUUCACUUCUGAGUGUUCGGGACAAAGAUUCUGGAGUUAAUGGAAAAAUAAUUUCACAAAUUAUGAACGACGUUCCCUUCGAGUUAAAACCCUCCUAUAAAGAGAACACGUACGCUGUCGUUACAAAGGAAUAUUUGGAUCGAGAGGUGGUGCCAUACUAUGACAUCACAAUAAAAGCUACUGACUGUGGUGAAUCUCCUUUGUCAACUUUUAAAACGCUGAACAUUCAGAUAUCAGAUGUCAACGAUAACAGUCCACAAUUUCAACAAACUUCUUUAGAAUUUUAUCUCACUGAAAACAAUGUUGCUGGAAAAUCAAUAUGUUCUGUAAGCGCAACAGACAAAGACUUAAAUGAUAACGCAGCUGUUUCUUAUGACAUCAUGAGAGAGGGGAAGCAGAAUGACGUAACGUCGUUUCUCAGUAUCAAUUCAGAGACAGGUCAUAUUUCUUCUCUGAAAAGUUUUGAUUUUGAAACAUUGAAAACUUUCCAGUUCCACGUGGUGGCGUCAGAUUCAGGAAGUCCGUCACUGAGCAGCAACGUCACAGUGAACGUGUUCAUUCUGGAUCAGAACGACAAUCCUCCAGUCAUUCUGUAUCCACUCAGCUCUAAUGGUUCUGCUGAAGGUGUGGAGGAGAUUCCCCGCAAUGUGGACGCAGGACACUUGGUGACUAAAGUCAGAGCCUAUGAUCCUGAUAUAGGAUAUAACGGCUGGUUACUGUUUUCACUGCAGGAAGUUUCUGACCACAGUCUGUUUAAUUUGGACCGAUAUACAGGACAGAUCAAAACACUUCGUCCAUUCACAGAGACAGACGAGGCUGAGCAUAAACUGGUCAUACUGGUGAAAGACAAUGGGAACGUUUCACUGUCAGCAACAGCUACUGUGAUUGUCAAAGUUGUGGAGCCCAAAGAAGCUUUUGCAGCUUCUGAUGUGAAAAGUUCAACCAAAGCAGAUGAGGACAAUGAUGUGACUUUUUACCUGAUGAUAACUUUGGCCUCAGUUUCUGCUCUUUUUCUCAUCAGUAUCAUUGUGCUGAUUGCAAUGCAGUGCUCCAAGUCCACAGACUAUACUUCUAAAUAUCUACCAGAGCCAAACUAUGAUGGAACAUUGUGUCACAGCAUCCAGUACAGAUCUGGAGACAAACGGUACAUGUUAGUUGGACCCAGGAUGAGUAUUGGAUCUACUAUAGUCCCAGGAAGUCAUGCAAAUACUCUGGUCCUCCCUGAUAGAAGAAAAGCAGCUGAUGAGGUAAGAAGUUGUUUUUAGGUAUUCAAAUUUGGUACGAUCAUCUAUUUGUUUACUCCUUUGACUCAAACAUG